UUUCUUUUUCUUUCACUGAACGAGUGAAGUAGACGUUCGACGCGUUUUUCGUUCGUGUGCGGAAAAUUUAUAAAAAACUUGGAAGAAGUUUUUCUCCAUUACAAAUAAUUGGUAAAAUUAAACCAUAGGAAAGACUAUACCUAUAUAUAUAUAAAUAUAAAUAUAUGCUGAAAGUGUUUGAUAUAUUCAGCAGAAUUAACUAGUUAAAAUUUCAUUAGUCCAUGUGAAACAACUGAUGAGAUAGCAAAAAAAAAAAAUUACUGCCAUAGACAUAAAAAAAAUCCUCAAUCUGGACCGAGGCUUCUAGGAGAUAGAGAAAAGACAAUUUUGAUUUUAUUUCUUCUCGAUUUCUAUAUACAAUAGAAACAGUGUUAGCAAGUGAGCAAGCCUUCGAGAUUUUCCUAAACGGAAAGAAAGAAAAAACCAGCAACUGAUUGGAGGGUAAUAUGAGUAAUGCUAUUAACCAAAAUGGCACAGGUCUAGAGCAGCAGAUUGCUGGUCUGGACUUGAAUGGCGGCACAGCUAAUAAUAGCAGCCCCAUAACAACGAAGAGUUCAUCCAAUUCCGGCGUUUAUAUUCCUCCACAUCUACGUGAAGGUGGCAAUAGCGCACCUGACGCUAAUAGUGAUAACCGCGAGGAGAGAACUCCAUCGUCAAAGUACGAAGGCAGAGAACAGCGCGGCGGAGGCGGUGGAGAGUAUCGCAAAGGCGGCGGUAGUCGUGGUUAUAACAAUUCCGGUGGUGGUUACGGAGGCGGUGGACGCCGUGGUGGUGGUGGCAGAUACGACGAAAACAGCGGUUUCGACGGAGAAGGCGAAAAUCGACGUGGUGGGGACGAUUGGAAUCGUGGGGGACGUGGGCCACAAAAUUCACGAACAUUUGAUAGACGUGAAAACGGAGGUUACCGUGGUGGACGCGGUCAGGGCGGAGGGGCCGGUAGCGGAAGUGGUAGCAAUCGCAACAGUGAAGCACUCGACGAUCCAGCCCAGCCACAACAACCACGCAACGAUCGUUGGCAGGAGCCAGAGCGUCCAUCCGAGGACGGCGUACAGCAGCGCAAUGAACGCGGCGGUGGUAGUAGCGGCGGCAACGGCAAUGGCACCGGCACCGGCAGCGGCGGCGGCGGAGAACGCAACUAUGGCGGUCGCUGGAAGGAGGAUCGCCGAGGUGACGUCGACUACACUAAACUGGGAGCACGUGACGAACGCCAGGAACAGGAGUUAUUCGGUGUCGGCAACACCGGCAUUAACUUUGACAAAUACGAGGAUAUACCCGUGGAGGCGACGGGCCAGAAUGUACCGACUAACAUCACAUCGUUUGAGGACGUGCAGCUGACCGAGAUCAUACGCAAUAAUGUGACUUUGGCUAGAUAUGAUAAACCGACACCGGUGCAGAAACACGCGAUCCCAAUUAUAAUAAAUGGGCGCGAUUUAAUGGCCUGCGCACAGACUGGUUCGGGCAAGACUGCAGCCUUCCUGCUGCCCAUUCUCAAUCAGAUGUAUGAGCACGGCAUGACGCCACCACCGCAAAAUAAUCGCCAGUACAGUCGCCGCAAGCAGUAUCCGCUCGGCUUAGUGCUGGCACCGACGCGCGAGCUAGCCACACAGAUUUUCGAGGAGGCCAAGAAGUUCGCAUAUCGCUCACGCAUGCGUCCCGCUGUACUCUACGGCGGUAAUAAUACAAGCGAGCAAAUGCGCGAAUUAGAUCGCGGCUGCCAUCUGAUUGUGGCUACGCCGGGUCGUCUGGAGGAUAUGAUUACACGCGGCAAGGUGGGCUUAGAUAACAUACGAUUUUUGGUUUUAGAUGAGGCUGAUCGUAUGUUGGACAUGGGUUUCGAACCACAAAUUCGACGCAUUGUCGAACAAUCGAAUAUGCCACCAACUGGUCAGAGGCAAACCUUGAUGUUCUCAGCUACUUUCCCCAAACAAAUACAAGAGCUGGCAUCUGAUUUUCUUAGCAAUUAUAUAUUCUUGGCUGUAGGACGUGUGGGUUCCACUUCAGAGAAUAUAACCCAAACUAUAUUGUGGGUUUACGACCAAGACAAGCGUUCAUAUUUGCUUGAUCUACUAUCGUCGAUACGCGCCGGAGCUGAAUACUCUAAGGAUAGCUUGACAUUGAUCUUUGUAGAGACGAAGAAGGGCGCCGACGCAUUGGAGGAGUUUCUCUACCAGUGCAAUCAUCCCGUGACAAGCAUUCAUGGUGAUCGCACACAAAAGGAACGUGAGGAAGCUUUACGCUGCUUCCGGUCUGGCGAUUGUCCCAUUUUGGUUGCCACUGCUGUGGCGGCACGUGGUUUGGACAUUCCACACGUCAAGCACGUUAUUAACUUCGAUCUGCCGUCGGAUGUGGAGGAGUACGUACAUCGUAUUGGUCGUACGGGCCGUAUGGGUAACCUCGGCGUUGCCACAUCAUUUUUCAACGACAAGAAUCGCAAUAUUUGUGGAGAUUUGCUGGAGUUGCUCGUCGAGACAAAGCAGGAAGUUCCCGGCUUUCUCGAAGAGAUGACCUCAUCAGAUCGCUCACACGGUGGAAAUAGGAGACGAGGAGGAGGCGGUCCCGGCGGUGCACGCUAUGGUGGCGGCUUCGGAUCACGUGAUUACCGUCAAACGUCUGGCGGUGGUGGCGGCGGCGGUGGAGGCGCCCCACGUAGCAGUGGUGGGCCCCCAAGAGGUGGCGGUGGCGGCGGUGGAUCGUAUCGCAGCAACGGUGGCAGUUCCGGUGGCGGUUACUAUGGUGGUGGUGGUGGUGGCGGCGGAGGUGGUGGCGCUGGCGGUGGCUCCUAUGGUGGCAGUUACUCAUCAUCCCAUGCCAACUCCAACUCCGGUCCUGAUUGGUGGGGAAGUUAAAUGCAUAAAGUGAACUAAUUGCGAAUAUCCGCUGAAAGCGAAAAAUCAAAUAAAUAAAAUUGAUUAAAUAAAAAGUAAAAAAAGAUAAAAUCAGCAACAAACACGAAGAUUUUUGAGAGAGUGCAAGGCGAAGAUUAUGUAUUUAACAACAAUGCAUAAGACAUUAUAGUAUAUACGAAAAGAAACAAACAAACAAAAAUCGAAGCAAAGCAGAAGUGAAUGAAAGAACUCUUUGAAUAUAUAAAAAUUAUAUAUUACUAUUAUUUAUGUAUAGAUUAUUAAUUUUAUAAAACAAGCAAACAUUCAAACAAAUCAUAUUACACAUUAACAUACCAAUGCAAAAAAAAAAAAAUCACUCUCCACACCAAAAAAAAAAUUUACGUCCAAACAGAUUACACACCGUAUACAUACACACACGCUGCAACCCAACCAGACAAAUGCAAACUAAUGCAAUUUUUCAAACUCGCUCCUAAAUACUUUCUUUUAUAAGUAUGUAUAAUAUGAAAAAGGAAUAACACGAUAUGUCGAAAAUUACAUUAAUGAAUGUCUCUUACUUAUCGAAAAAUAAAAUAAACAACUGCAACAAAUUAAAAUAAACAAUUUUAAAUUAUAUGAAAAAUAUACAUGAUUAAAACAAUGAAAAGAAAGUGUUGAAAUGUGUGUAGGAAUGAUUACAGUGGAAACAGUGCAGGCGCAAGCAGCGCAAAAUUUU
Molecule: messenger RNA, 3558 nt
Organism: Rhagoletis pomonella (apple maggot)
Lineage: Eukaryota; Metazoa; Arthropoda; Insecta; Diptera; Tephritidae
Gene: bel
Product: ATP-dependent RNA helicase bel
Exons: 4
Coding region: 447-2846 (799 amino acids)
Biological process (GO): cell differentiation; gamete generation
Cellular component (GO): nucleus; P granule
Molecular function (GO): ATP binding; RNA helicase activity; RNA binding
Source: RefSeq, a predicted model, not a curated record